AUGGCUCAAAACCGCCAGCCGGCAUCCUCCACACCGCGGAACAGCCCCUACCCGGGAAGUGCUUCCAUGUCCACGGCCGGGUCAUCGGCAGCGGCAGGCCAGGGCGGUGCCGGGGUAGCGGGGGGAGGCCCCGCCACAGCACCCGGGGCAAGCGGUUCGGGCGGGCACGGUGGAGGGGAGGAUGAGGUGGAGGAAGAGGUGGAUCCCGAGAAGCAAGCCAUGUUUCAAGCGCAGGAUUUCAAUACGUCGCCGGUGCUGUGGGUCAAGGUGGACCCGCAGCUAGAAUGGAUGAUGAGCGUGAGGAUGAGGAAGCCGUGGCACCAGUGGGUUGAGCAGCUCUUUUGUGAUGAGAGCGUGGAGGCACAGUGCGACGCGCUAAGGGGUUUGGUGGAACUGCCGUUGCCCUUCGAGCUGAGGAACUCGGAGCUGCCGGUGCAAGCCAUCGCUGAGGCCGUCCGAGGAAGGGUAUCCCACACACAGAUGGAACACGCCUCCUGCGUCCGGAAGGAGGCGGCUGUCGCCCUUGCUCUCUGGCAGAACCAACAUGCACCGCCUCACGCCGGAGGUUUUGGGGAGUCGAAAGAGACGAGAGCACAGAACUGGAGGGGCUUGGAGCACCUCCUCAAGGCCUUCGCGGAGAGGUUCGAACAGAGGGACUCGAAAAGCCCUGCUUCAUCGGGGAUGCGGUUGGGGAUAGGACACGAUGAAGCCGGGUCCGGCGGUGGAAACCGCAAGUCUGCCCUACUCCUGCCGAAUUGGUUCGAGGACUCGACAGAAUACCGCUUGAAGAAAGCACUGAUCUGGGCGGCUGCAAACAUGCGCGCUCGAGAUGGCUGUACGCCGUUGGAGUGCCUGGAUCUGCUGGUGGUGCUUUUGCGGGAGAAUGACAACUGCGAGAACUCUCGCAGCGACGACUACUAUGUGGCCCAGGUGCUGACCGCGCUAGGACAGGUUUCCACGACCCAGGAGGCUGGAUUGCCGGUGUCCUCCGUGGCUGAGGCUAUCUCACAGGCUCGGCUCUGGCUGGACCUCGACAUGCUGGGUGUAUCUUCUUCGGGACACAAGGCGACCGCCAAGCCCGCGACUCGCACCACCAAGAGCCACAACGGCGUUGUAGCGGCUUGUGCUCUGCAGUGCCUCUGCCAGCUGGAGAUGCUAAGGGGUGGCAGGCCCGAGGUAGAUUACGAGGAGUACACGGAAGGACGACACCCUACGAAUGUGCGUAUCGCGGCCGCUCAGAGCAUCAUCCACUUGUACCUCGCCUACGACAGCGGGUUAGCAGAUGACGCGGAGGAUGAAGGAGAAGGACUCUCAUCGGCUCUGCUCUGGGUGUUGGACUUCGUGGAAUCUGAGGAGCCCGCCGGAGACGGCAGGCCAAGAUACUGGGCUGUUCGAUGCCUUCUCGACGCGCUGGAGCGGCGCCCCCUCGUGGCAUCGCACCUCGCUCGCUUCCAGAGCGACGACUCGUUGCUGGGGGAAUGCGACCCCUGGGCGGAGAUGGAGUUCUUCACACCACGAGGGCCGGGGAGGGCGGCCUAUCGUCCGGACGGGCCUCUCCCGAAGGAGUUUCCAAGGGCGGCGGAAGCGGCCGAGCGGCUGUGGGCUCUGAUGAAUGAAGGGACAGCGUACGACCAGGCCCUCAGGCACCUCUGUUUCCAGCUCUGGCGAAAUAUCUGGGGCCUUGAAACACCUCCCUGCCUGGUAAACAACAUUCCGGAGAAGGUUGAAGGCUGGAGGGAGAAGAUGAUUGUUGGAGAGUCUAAGAACCUCUCCAAAGAUCACCGUGCGCGGAGUCGACUGGCUAUGGACGGCAUGGUUGAUAAGGUAAAAGGGUGGGUGAUGGGCCGGAACAAACGAAGGGAGUGGAUUAACCGCGAUUGGUGCGAAUGGUACUACAGGGAUCGAGAUCGGCAGGCAAGGCUAGCCCUCAAGGUCAAGCGGAAAGGAGACGAGGAAGAAGAAGAUAUCACCGCCAACCCUUGGGACGGCCGUUAUGGACCGGAACCUCCGGAAGAGAUGGUGGGGCCGCAGGGACUGGGGGUGGGGGUGCACUCGGUUCAAGGAGUAGUUCAGUGGGAGGAUGGCGGGAGCGAAGCAGCGGCGGUAGGCGGUGCAGGCCUAAAAAAGUUUCGGACGGUUGGUGGGGGCGGUGGGAGUUAGGGGUUCUCGGUGGUUUGUAUGCGUUGGUGCAGAUACUCUCCGUCACUGACAAUGACCCUUACCCUGAGGCAUUGGUGCUGUUUUUGGAAUGCAACUCGAUCGUUCAUGGUGUUGUGAUUGCUUCACAAGCAAUAGCGAGAUGAUGGGUGGUCUGACCCAGUACGACAGGUUUGGCUGCUUGCGCACGCUCGUCUGGCUUGCGAUGACAUGUUGUGGCAAAUGUGAAACCCCUGCCUAACGGUUGAUGUUGUUGGACCGUGUUUGCAUCGAUACGGCUGCAUGUUCAUCUAGGAAAGGGGCCGAGAGCCCGCCCACCGCCACGUAGUGUGUUCGUAUAUGUCCUUUACUUGGAAGGGGAAGACGUUUUAUCUCUCGUAUUAGACACGCAAGGGGAGUAGGGAGAAGUGAAGCCCUCUUGGCUCAGCGACCAUGGGUAGGGCAACCCGGGAACGAGCUAUAUUUAAUUCGCGCGAAGCGCGAAAAAAAUACGAAGAGGCGUGUUCGAAUUACGCGUCCUUUCGUUGUCUUCAAGUUUGACAGAAGGAAUCCAUGUGUGGUUAUUCAGUGCCAGAGGUUGCGGGUUCAAUCCCCCGUAGCGCCAACCUUUGUUUGCACCUUCUUUUUUUCCCGAUUUUUCUUCACGAUGGGAGGGCCAUCACCACCUAUUGACGGUAAAUAAGCGAUUAAACCACCGUUUA
Molecule: messenger RNA, 2858 nt
Organism: Ectocarpus sp. CCAP 1310/34
Lineage: Eukaryota; Phaeophyceae; Ectocarpales; Ectocarpaceae
Source: the annotation of a GenBank genome assembly